Megachile rotundata (alfalfa leafcutting bee) is the source of this 2162-nucleotide messenger RNA. RefSeq names its product phosphatidylinositol glycan anchor biosynthesis class U (gene PIG-U). Gene Ontology annotation, biological process: attachment of GPI anchor to protein. NCBI's taxonomy places the organism in Eukaryota, Metazoa, Arthropoda, Insecta, Hymenoptera, Megachilidae. Gene Ontology annotation, cellular component: membrane; GPI-anchor transamidase complex. The record is from RefSeq and is a predicted model, not a curated record.
GUCGUACAAUAAGUAUAAUAUUUGUAUUUCAGAUAUAAUAUUUUGUAAUUCAGAUCAUAAAAUUAUAAUAUUGAACUUAUAAUUUCUACAAGAAGAUAGUUUGUAACAAACAUGGAACCUCUUCUUUUUCUACACUACAUUUCAGUGAUUACUUCAUAGUUGUACCGCUAGGUGGUUUGUAAAAUAUAAGUUUUCUCGCUAGUUCUCGAUGAAGCUUACGUUUCCAUAUAUACGACAAGCGAAAAUUGUUUGUUGUACUUGCUUCGGCAGUACAUAUACUAAAAUUGGAACGAUACAGAGAAGAUUAGCAUGGCCCCUGCGCAAGGAUGACACGCAAAAUCGUGAAGCGUUCCACAUUUUUUGCUCUUUUCUAGUAAAAAAUGUAAAAUAAUACAUAUUGUUAUCGUGUUUGUCGCAAAGUUGGAAAUUUAAAGGCAUGCACAUUCAACCAACGUCGAGUAAAUGCUCAUGCGUGUUACUCUUCGUUGCAAACGUGCUCAAAACAGUCAGUCGUUAGAACUACCGUACGCGGAGCAGUGCGGAACAAAUGAAAACUUGUAUGCAUUGACUAAGUCAAUGUCGUAUGGAUGAAUAUGUUCUCUUAUCGGAGCAGAAUGGUUGAAAUUGUGUGAUAUGGUUUGAUUUUCUGAAAAUAAGAUGUAUGAUUUAAUUUUUAUACAAUAACAUUAGAGAAAAAGAAAUUAGCUGUGAAGAUAUUCUGUUACCAAAGUGAAGCAAAUGUAUAAAAUGUUUGUUUAAGUACCGGUUACAUUUCCGUAAACACUACACAACGAAUAUAUGUGAAUGAAUAAUAAUUUAUUUAAAAAAUGGUGAAACAAUGGUUAUCAAAUUUUAUAUUAGCAGGAACUAUUAGAUUCCUGUUGAUGAAUUCUGAGUUUCAAAAAAUUAUUAGUAAUCGCGUGGAAGUUUCUACUGCAUUGAACUCUUGGAAAAGAGUGACUGAAGGAGUAUAUUUAUAUAAUUGUGGUAUCGACCCUUAUCAGGGAGAUUUAUUUCAUGAAACUCCCAUUGGACUAUACAUUUUCAAUCUUAUACAGCAAUAUUUACCACGUUGGAUUUUAUUUUGCUUAUUUAUCUCUACAGAUUUAUUCACAGCUUUAUUUCUUGGACUUACUGCAAAACAGUAUGCAAUUGAAUUGGCCUCUAAAAAACAUGAGGAAAAAUCAAGUAAGGAGAAUAUGAAAAAUGAAGAUGAUACCUCUAUGGUGUAUACUUCCAUGAUGUAUGUCUCAGCAGGAUAUUUGUUUAAUCCAUAUGUAAUACUAAAUUGUGUUGGGCAUACAACAACAGUAUUCACAAACUUGUUAUAUUCCAUAGCAUUGAUCUCAAUGAUAAGAUGUUCCAUGUUUUGGAGCUGUUUAUCAAUUUCAUUAUUAACAUUACAAGGACUCUAUCCUAUUUCACUCUUAGUACCAGCAAUUAUUUAUAUUGUUCGUUCUAACAACAUAAAGCAAAAAAUGAAUAUUGUAAUUUUUAUUAUGAUGUUUGUGAGCAUGUUAGCAGCUCUAUUUUGUAUUUCUUAUUAUAUCAUGGGAAGCUGGUCAUUUAUUUGGAACACAUUGGGUUUUAUUUUAACAGUCCCCGAUUUGCGUCCAAAUAUAGGACUUUAUUGGUACUUCUUUACAGAAAUGUUUGAGCACUUUAAAUGGCUCUUUAUUGCUUCUUUUCAAAUAAAUGUCAGCUUACUGUACAUAGUACCAUUGGCAUUAAGGUUGCGACAUGACCCAAUGUUAUUAGCAUUUUCUUAUUUAGCAAUUGCUGCCAUAUUUAAAUCUUAUCCUUGUAUAGGGGAUGUUGGGUUUUAUAUGUCCCUUUUGCCACUGUGGAAACAUUUAUUCCAGUAUACACAACAAGGAUUCAUCGUAGGCUGUUUUAUGUUGUUCUGUACAGUUUUUGCUCCCACAGUUUGGUACCAAUGGAUCUAUUCCAGAUCAGCCAAUGCAAACUUUUAUUUUGGCGUAACAUUAGCAUUUGCUAUUGCACAAAUCUUCUUAUUAACAGAUAUUCUGUUUGCAAGUGUAAAACAUGAAUUUGCGAUACGUCAUGGUAUUAAUAAGGAUAUUAGUGGAAGCACAGCAAAAUUACUUUUAGAAUAAAGUUGUACCUUACAAAUUUUAGCAUUAAAAUUAUUUAUAAAGUUC